Messenger RNA from Hordeum vulgare subsp. vulgare (domesticated barley), 1960 nucleotides. RefSeq names its product putative ubiquitin-like-specific protease 1B. The coding region runs from base 160 to 1449 and encodes 429 amino acids. NCBI's taxonomy places the organism in Eukaryota, Viridiplantae, Streptophyta, Magnoliopsida, Poales, Poaceae. The record is from RefSeq and is a predicted model, not a curated record. The transcript is spliced from 9 exons. Gene Ontology annotation, cellular component: nucleus. Gene Ontology annotation, molecular function: deSUMOylase activity. Gene Ontology annotation, biological process: protein desumoylation.
GUUUCGGCCAUCUUCGCUUCUCUCUAGUCUCUCCGCCUUCUCCCCCUGCGCUGGGCUCAAACCCCUAGCCGCCGACGAACCCAACCUAGGGUUACCGCUUCCAGCAUGCUUCACUGCUGACCUACCACCUUCCAUGGCGCUGGCAUCCUCGUCCCUGCCAUGAACACGGACGCACAACUCCGCUUUAACCGCCGCAAGCGCCCCCUAUCGGCUGACGGCCGCCUCCACGACCACUUGCGCGGCCAGCAGCGCAAGCGCCGAGGGGCCCGCGUCCUCGUACCCGACUGCUUCCUCGUGCCACCGCCGGAAGCCAAAUCCGCUGAUUUCGACAUGUGGGACUACAUCCGCAACAUCCCGGACAGGCUGCGAUUGGACAACGGCCUGAGGCUGCUCAAGGGCUGGGUCCGUGCGUCCAAGGAUGUGCCGCAGGAUCCGUCGAAGGAUGUGCCGCAGGAUCUAGCCUGGGGCAAUGGCCUGAGGCUGCUCAAGGACAACGAUGUGAAGCCAGGGCGCGUGGUGGUGGCGGGGAAAUGGAAAGUAGAUGACCCCGUGAAGGUCGCCUUGAAGGCGUCGGCGCCGCGGGAGGAGGCGAAACCGUGUUGGAAGGAUCUCCAUGAGAAGACGAAACAUAAUGACAAGAGGUUGGGCGAGAUCCCCGUCAAGGUGGAUCUUCUGGAGAAGACGCUUGAGGAGCAGAGGAAGAAGGCUGAGCCGCCUAAGGAGGACCUGUCUCAAUUCUUUGUACCUCUAACUGCUGAAGAUGAAAAGGAAGUUCAGGAUUGUUUGUAUGGUAAUGGUUCGAGUAGCAAAGUCCUGGUGCUGCAUGAACCGUCUAACAUUGAGGUUAGCAGGGGAAAAAUUCGGUGUUUGAGGCCACAUGGCUGGUUAAAUGACGAGGUCAUUAAUUUGUACCUUGAAUUGUUAAAGGAGAGGGGAAUAAGAGAACCCAAAAGGUUCUUGAAAUGUCAUUUCUUCAAUACGUUUUUUUAUAAGAAGCUUGCUUGUGGAAAAACUGGGUAUGACUACCAAUCUGUAAAAAGAUGGACUACCUCCAGGAAGUUGGGUUAUGAGCUCAUUGAUUGUGAUAGAAUCUUUGUCCCCGUACAUCAAAACGUGCAUUGGUGUUUGGCAAUUAUAAACAUGAAGGCGAAGAAAUUACAAUAUCUUGAUUCUCUUGGCGGCCAUGAUCCGCGUGUAUCCAAAAUGCUGGCUAGAUAUAUUGUGGAUGAAGUGAAGGACAAGAGUAAUAAAAAGAUUGACAUAAGUUCUUUGACCGAAGAAUCUAUUGAUUGUAUUCCUUUACAAGGCAAUGGGUGGGAUUGUGGUAUGUUUAUGCUAAAGUACAUUGACUUCCACAGCAGAGGAGUCAGCUUAUCUUUUGGUCAGGAACACAUGGAAUACUUUCGGAAGAGAACAGCUAAGGAAAUCUUAAGACUAAGGGCUGACUAAGUUUUCUCUUUGGAAAUAAUAAAGACAAUUAAGUUCUGCAAAUAUGUUGGGCCAUUCUCCAAAACUGCGCCUUCAGUCUUGGAUGUUGCUGGCAAAGAUAGAAAAUGUCCAUUCCCCUGAGAAACUGAAGAGUUUUGACCGUGACCUCAAACUGCUGGCGUUGAAGAGUGCAGAUGCCAACAAAUUUCUGUAAAGCUCUUCUAUAUAUGGAUUUGAUUGGCAGGAGCAGAAAAAGGAAAGGAAAUCUUGAAUGGGAUUUUGAGAAGAUAUGCAACGUAGAGACACAUCCCAGGAGAUUCAGCCUAGCAUUGAACCAGUGGCAUCUUCCUUCACGGCAGUGUGGUCCAUGUUAACUGGCUUUUGUUUAAGAGUUAGAUUUUUUUUCUGUUAGCUUUGAUGACAAAAAUCUAUUCACCGCAGUGUGGUCCAUGUAAAUUUCUGUAUCUUUUUUUCAAGAAAACGCAAAAGACUUUUGCGUUUCAUUUCAUUGAAAAGAUAGGGGUUUGAGUUA